Molecule: messenger RNA, 2140 nt
Organism: Papaver somniferum (opium poppy)
Lineage: Eukaryota; Viridiplantae; Streptophyta; Magnoliopsida; Ranunculales; Papaveraceae
Product: alpha/beta hydrolase domain-containing protein 17B-like
Exons: 7
Coding region: 503-1723 (406 amino acids)
Source: RefSeq, a predicted model, not a curated record
CAUCAUUCUAACGACCCUAAAGAUUCACUAAAAAAAAAAAAGAAUUCACCAAUUUGGUCGGAAAACCAGCACCCUCAUUUCUUACCUUUUACUUUCAUCAUAACGCACGUGCAACUUUCCUUUUGGACGCCGGAAAUCUCUCACGUCUCUAGACAUUAGCAGCGUCACUCGGAUUCGGUACCCAAUUUUUCCGUAUCUCUCUCUCUCACUCUCCUUUCCAUGUUCAAAACUUCAAUCGCUCUCCCUCUCUCUCUACCCCAAAAGACCAGCAGAGAUCCUAAUUCCAGAACCCUAGAUUGUUUCCAUAUUUUCCACACCUAGAAAACACUGGUCUAUUGAGUAUUCAUUCGCUCUGUAUAUUAUCACUCUCUAACAUUCAAACCACAGUUUGAUCCUUUUUCAAUUGCAUGAGAAUACAACUCUAUUUUCAAACCCGGAUCUGAUUUCAACCAUUGACUCCUACCACUUAUCUUUUUCUUUUAAUUUGCUUAUUGAAUUGAAAAUGGGUGGAGUAACCUCAUCCAUGGCAGCUAAAUUCGCUUUCUUUCCACCGAACCCCCCUUCAUAUAAAGUCGUUGUUGAUGAAUCUACUGGGAAAUUAACAAUUACCGGUAUUCCUAAAAAAGAUAAUGUUAAUGCUGAUGUUUUAAGUAUACCAACUAAGAGAGGAAAUGAAGUAAUUGCAGUUUAUGUAAAGAACCCGUUAGCAAAACUUACAUUAUUAUAUUCUCAUGGUAACGCAGCUGAUUUAGGUCAAAUGUAUGAGCUCUUUGUAGAUCUUAGUCUUCAUCUAUGUGUUAACUUGAUGGGGUAUGAUUAUUCUGGUUAUGGGCAGUCUUCUGGAAAGCCUAGUGAACAAAACACGUAUGCGGACAUUGAAGCUACCUAUAGAUUCCUUGAAGAAAACUACGGGACAAAGGAGGAAGAUGUUAUACUCUAUGGGCAAUCAGUUGGUAGCGGUCCAACUUUGGAUUUGGCAACUAGGUUGCGUCGGCUGAGAGCUGUUGUUCUUCACAGUCCAAUCCUUUCUGGACUUCGAGUCAUUUACCCAGUCAAAAAAACAUAUUGGUUUGACAUAUAUAAGAACAUUGAAAAAAUUCCUCUAGUAGUUUGCCCUGUCUUGGUGAUUCAUGGAACUGCAGAUGACGUUGUCGACUUCUCACAUGGUAAGAAGUUAUGGGAGAAAUGUAAAGAGAAGUAUGAGCCUCUAUGGCUUAAAGGAGGCAGCCAUUGUAACUUAGAAAUCUACCCUGAGUACAUAAAGCAUCUCAAGAAGUUUAUGUCAGCAAUCGAGAAAGUUUCUAAUCUUAAAAUAGAGUCUGGGCAUCAUAGUCAACAUAGUCCAGAACAGUCAGAGCCUCCACGAAACAGCGUAGACCAUAGAGACAAGCCUAGAUUGAGCAUGGACCUGAGACAAAAAUCGUGGUCUAGUGUGGACCAAAGAGAGAAGUCUAGGUUGAGCGUGGACCAGAGGGAGAAGUCUAGGUUAAAUGUGGACCAAAGAGAGAAAUCUAGGGCGAGCAUUGAUUGUAAAGAGAAAUCUAGGGCGAGCACUGACAGGAGAGAGAAAUCAAGAGAGAGUGUUGAUCUACCUGACAAGGCAAGGACCAGCACUGACCAACCAGACAAAGCAAGGAACAGCAUUGACCGCUUUGGAAAUAUGAUGAGAUCAGUCGCAUUCUGCAAUAUCGAUUGUUUGAAGCACACAGUUUCGGAGGCCUGAGAUGACAAUGAGGUAAUAUCCACGUUGACAAUGUAUACUAAGGAAGUUAUUGUCUUUGGAUCCUUACAAUGGUAGAAGAGGAUGGCGUUAUUAUGUUGGUCACUUGUACAUUGUUGAGCUGAGGCAAGGGAAGAUUUUUUACCCUCAUCUUCGCUGAGAGAUACGUCAGUUUUGAAAAUCAAUGCUCUAAAAAACGAGACAUGUGUGAAGAAAAAGUCCAUAUAAAUGCUCAUUGGUAUAGACAGAAAUGGUUUUUCCUCUAUUGGUAAUAAUUGGUUUUCAGGGAACAUGGCUUAGAUAAAGUUGUUGGCAGAUCAUUAUCAUGUUACGAUGCUGGUGCUUUUAUUCUAGCAUUUUUGCUUUCAUGUACAUAAAGAUCUAUGUGAUUAUGCUUUAAUUUGAAUGUGAUUAAAUGCA